CAGGCUGCUGCUGCUGCUGCUCGUUGGCGUUUCCCCCCUGCCCUGGCCUACUACCCACCCCCACCCUCUUCCUCUCGCUCGCAUCAGGUGAACCCCUUCGCCUGCGUCUGCGUUAGCAUCACUGGAUAUUUGGAUUGGACCGGGUUGGAUCGAGGGGUUUGCUCGCCUUCUUCUUGGCCGGUGGAGGUUCGUGAGCUCUGCUUCUUCUCUGCUGCGGCGGCGGAAUUGUGCUUUGGAGCUGUGGACUGGUCCGUUCCUCUUCUCUGCUUGUUCGCCGAAUCGAAUCUGCUGGUUGUGACGAUGUGGGUGAUGUGGAUGCGGUGGUGGGUGGUGGUUGCUGGCCUGCUCGCCGUGGUCCUUCCGCCGUCCACCGCGACGCUCUCCCCGGCCGGCAUCAACUACGAAGUGGUGGCUCUGAUGGCCAUCAAGACGGAACUGCAGGACCCCUACAAUGUGCUCGACAACUGGGACAUCAACUCGGUCGAUCCCUGCAGCUGGAGGAUGGUCACCUGCUCCGCCGACGGCUAUGUCUCUGCCUUAGGUCUACCCAGCCAGAGUUUGUCUGGGAAAUUGUCGCCGAGCAUCGGCAAUCUCACCAGGCUGCAAUCUGUGCUACUACAGAAUAAUGCGAUUUCUGGUCCAAUUCCUAGUACCAUAGGACGGUUGGGGAUGCUCAAGACACUUGACAUGUCAAACAACCAUCUCAAAGGGAGUAUCCCAAGUUCAAUUGGAAAUCUCAAAACCCUCAACUAUCUGAAACUGAACAACAACAGCUUAUCUGGAGUCUUGCCCGAUUCACUUGCCACCAUUAAUGGCCUUGCACUCGUAGAUCUUUCGUUUAACGAUCUGAGUGGUCCAUUACCCAAGAUUUCUGCGAGAACUUUCAACAUCGCUGGAAAUCCGAUGGUUUGUGGUGUCAACUCUGGGGAUAAUUGCUCAUCUGUGUCACUGGACCCACUCUCUUAUCCACCGGAUGAUUUGAAGACUCAGCCACAGCAGGGCAUGGAAAGAAGCCACCGAAUUGCUAUAAUAUGUGGAGCAACUGUUGGUUCAGUAGCUUUUAUCGCUCUUGUAGUCGGUAUGCUUCUCUGGUGGCAGCAUAGGCGUAAUCAGCAGAUCUUUUUUGAUGUAAACGAUACAUAUGAUCCAGAAGUAUGUUUGGGCCAUCUGAAGCGGUAUACCUUCAAGGAGCUCCGAGCAGCUACUAACAAUUUCAACUCAAAGAACAUUUUAGGUGAAGGUGGGUAUGGCAUUGUAUACAAAGGCUACUUGCGAGACGGCUCUGUUGUUGCGGUUAAAAGACUUAAGGAUUAUAAUGCCGUUGGUGGGGAAGUUCAGUUCCAAACUGAAGUUGAAGUCAUAAGCUUGGCUGUUCAUCGGAAUCUCCUUCGGCUCAUUGGAUUCUGCACUACAGAGAGUGAGAGAUUACUUGUUUAUCCUUACAUGCCGAAUGGAAGUGUUGCUUCUCAAUUACGGGGACACCUAACUAUCUUUCAUUCUUUGUCAGAACUUGUAAAUGGCCGGCCGGCUCUAGAUUGGUCGAGGAGAAAGAGGAUAGCACUAGGCACAGCACGAGGUUUGCUCUAUUUGCAUGAACAGUGUGAUCCAAAAAUAAUCCAUCGUGACGUAAAAGCCUCCAAUGUGCUUCUUGAUGAAUAUUUCGAAGCAAUCGUGGGAGAUUUUGGGUUGGCAAAACUUUUGGAUCAUAGGGAAUCUCAUGUUACCACUGCAGUGCGUGGGACUGUUGGACAUAUAGCUCCAGAGUACCUAUCAACUGGCCAGUCAUCAGGGAAGACUGAUGUUUUUGGAUUCGGAGUCUUAUUAGUUGAGUUGAUCACUGGUCAGAAGGCAUUGGAUUUCGGAAGACUAGCAAAUCAGAAGGGUGGGGUGCUCGAUUGGGUUAAGAAACUUCACGAAGAAAAGCAGCUAAGCAUGAUGGUGGACAAAGACCUAGGUAGCAACUAUGACAGGGUUGAACUGGAAGAAAUGGUUCAGGUGGCUUUGCUGUGCACACAGUACUAUCCAUCUCACCGCCCCAGAAUGUCUGAGGUAAUCAGGAUGCUAGAAGGGGAUGGGCUGGCAGAGAAAUGGGAAGCAUCACAAAAUGUGGCUGCACCGAAGUCCGUUUCAUCGGAGCUUCUACCUCCAAAGUACAUGGAUUUUGCCGUGGAUGAAUCUUCACUCGGCCUAGAGGCCAUGGAGCUUUCUGGACCAAGGUGACCGAUCGGUCAUCGCAUAGACUCAUAGAUGUGCUUGGUUUGUAUUACUUUCGAUUUGAUUAGGUCUAGAGCCCAACAAGGGAAGGUGAAAUUUUCCGACUCGUGGGGUGUAAUCUGUCUGUCUAUAGCUGUGGUGUACAUACAGCAGCAUUGUGUGAGCUGAUCCCAUCCUUGUUGCGCAUCUACCUGGUGGCAAAGAGAUGAGAUGGAUGAGUAAAUAUAGAAAGAAAAAAUUUCCAGUGCA
This is a messenger RNA of Phragmites australis (common reed), 2463 nucleotides long. RefSeq names its product protein NSP-INTERACTING KINASE 3-like. The coding region runs from base 301 to 2220 and encodes 639 amino acids. NCBI's taxonomy places the organism in Eukaryota, Viridiplantae, Streptophyta, Magnoliopsida, Poales, Poaceae. The record is from RefSeq and is a predicted model, not a curated record. Gene Ontology annotation, molecular function: ATP binding; protein kinase activity; protein binding. Gene Ontology annotation, biological process: protein phosphorylation. The transcript has 11 exons.